Pectinophora gossypiella (pink bollworm) is the source of this 1558-nucleotide messenger RNA. RefSeq lists its product as uncharacterized. The record is from RefSeq and is a predicted model, not a curated record. NCBI's taxonomy places the organism in Eukaryota, Metazoa, Arthropoda, Insecta, Lepidoptera, Gelechiidae. The transcript has 3 exons. The coding region runs from base 232 to 720 and encodes 162 amino acids.
CCUGUCUGUCAUUGUCAAUCAUUGCUAGGCCUACGAUAUUACUGCAAUACGAAGUGAAUGUAUUGUGUUUCCUACUAAACCAUUCCUUUGUUAUCAUUCAUUACCUUGCUUCUAUAACAAUACUAAUUGCAGUUUAAAACAUUCCUGAGCAUCAAUAGGCAACCAGUUUUGGGUCUCUGCUCCAAUCGUUUACUUCAAAGCAAAGGAGAGCAACGACCGCUAGCUCGCAAGAUGUCGGCACCUGGGCUCACAUCGGAGGCUCAACUCCGUUACCUGCUGCAGUGGUUUGCGGAGUUCAGUGAGUUGCAACGGGAGGACUUCCUACCCGUGUUGGCUGCUGCGAGGGGGGGCAAACCUGACCUGCUGGCUGCCACACUUGCUAACUUGUCCUGUGAAGAUAAACCAGUCAGCCUGUUCAUGUGCCGUAUCAAAUUAUUCAACGAAUGGUACCCAACUUGGGCUGAGGAGGAGCAGGACAGGCUGGUGAAGGGAGUCACGGAGAUCGAUGCAGAAUUCGGUGAAAAACUGAAUGAUCUGCUCGUGAACGGUCCACCAGUAAAUGGCGAUAUGAACGGGACAAACGAGAUGCAUUCCCCUGAAGAAAAACCAGAGAUAGAAGAACCUCAGGUGAAUGUGGAACCAGUUGAAGAACCCGAGCCGGAACCAGAGGUCCCCGUUGUCCCGGAGAAUGUCCCGGUCGAGAUAGCCGCCGCCUCCUAACAUGACGAAAAUGGUAACUACGUAACACCCUACCCACAGUUCUUUUACUCUAUUUAUUUAUUUAGUGAAUCUCUUAGGCUUAUAUAAGUAUCAAAGUGUAAUCAAUAUCAGAUAUCUUUAUUUUAUUAGUUCACCGUAAGUUUCGUAACCAUGUAACGAAUACUAAGUUAUGGAUACUUUCUAUUUGUAACAUAUGAAAGAAGCUAAAAGUUAAAGCAGCUUUAGGUAUAUGAAUCUAAAGACUGGAUUAUUCUGGCAGCUUUCUAAACUUUCAUUUAUUAUGUAUUACUUAUGCACUUUAACAUUCCAAGUAUUAACUAUUGCAUUCCAUGCAAAGACAUGUAUUCAAUGAAUCUCUCAUAUUAUUAUUACUUUUAAUUUUGUUAUUGCUUUACUUUUGGCGAAGUUGGGUAGUGAUGUGUGACUGAUGUGAAAAAGACUUAAGUCAAUUUUAAAUGAAAUAAUCAUAACCUUUUUAAUCGAAUAAUAUGCGCAUUGUAAUAUGCGCUUCAUUACAUACAUAAAUCAUUGUUUAUUGUGACUUUAUGAAAUCCAGGAAGUUCCUAGGCUAAGAAUAUCAAAGAAAGGUGAAAGUACAAAAAUGAAGUUUACGUGCCAAGGUUUAAGUAUUCUUUUUUAGUGGAAUAAUCAGAUGUUUGUAUUUUACUUUCGUCAUAGAAUUAAUAUAUUUUCAUCACAUUGUGUAUGACCAUGAGGCGUGAGUGAUGGAUGGUGCUGGGAGCGAGUUGUGACGAGUUGAAGGUCAUUUUAGACCUAAUUAUUAUAGUGUAUAAAUUAUUUACAUAUUAAAACUUUAUUAAAUGUAAGUUUAAAUCGA